This is a messenger RNA of Paralichthys olivaceus (Japanese flounder), 1680 nucleotides long. NCBI's taxonomy places the organism in Eukaryota, Metazoa, Chordata, Actinopteri, Pleuronectiformes, Paralichthyidae. The record is from RefSeq and is a predicted model, not a curated record.
UCAAGUUUGAACCGAUUCAACACGCUCAUGUUGUCGUGUGUCUGUUUUCAGGUUGUGCAAUAAGCUACGGAUACUACGUGAUGCCUGACUGUUGGGUGAACAGUUUCCUCCAUCAACAUUUCGUCCCCAUCGCCAUCGGAAACACGUUGUUCUGCACGAGUCUGUCCUGCUACUCCAGGUUCCUGGAGUUACAGUUCCCACAGAGAAGCAAAGCUCUCAGAACAGGAGCGUUCGUCGUCCCAUUCAUAUUUGACACUGUCCCUUUGUUUUACAGGAUUCUCCUGUGCUGCGGAGGAAGCUGCAGCCAGAGCGGCGCCUUGUCCAGUCACUGUUACCACCUCCUCUUCGCCUUCCUCACCUGCUUCCUGUUUACCGCCCACCUCCCGGAGAGGCUGGCGCCGGGACGCUUCGACUACAUCGGCCACAGCCACCAGCUCUUCCACGUCUGCGCCGUGGUGGGGACCCACUUCCAGAUGGAGGGCGUCUUGGCGGACAUGGCGCAGCGGAGGGCGUGGCUCGUGGCCCACGGAGCCACGCCCUCCUUCCUGGGGACCAUCGGCGUGCUGGUCGUCAGCCUCGUCCUCAACCUCGGCAUCAUCGGCAUCUUCAGCGCGCCGCUGCUGUGGAAGCCGUGCCGCGGCUCCAACCAGCCGCACGCCACCGCGCACGACUGCAAGGAGCAGUGAGGGUGUGCGUCCGAUCGACGUGUGGCAGAUUUUAACCGUUCACUGUAGCGCUUCUCUAACACCAAUAGUUUCAUCACUCGGAGAUAAAGUUUUGAUACGUCGAGCGCCGAAGCAUUUUUCUAACGACUGAAGUAUUUGUUUCGUGUGUUUCCUGAGAAGCUGACGACCCAGUCACAUUUACUGAAGCCUGUUUUUUUUUUCUGCUGUCACACUUGAGUUUGUGUGUGAAGCUGAAAACGUCACGGCCCGACCGAUACAGUCCGCAAAUAUAAAUAUAUAUCAGAUAUGUAGAUUCAAAAUAACUAUGUGAGCUGACGUUUUGUCUCCUUUAUGACACAGAAAUGUUACCGAGGCUCGAUAUUUUAAACUUUAUUAGAAAUUGGAAGAAAACAAACAAAUAAUUUAUCUUGAGUUUUCCCGUCAGGCCGCCGAUUGGUCGUUAUCGGCUCUCAGGGGUCGAGCCCUGAAUCGGUCGGGCUCUGAUCUGUGCAUGUGUUCACGUGCGUUUGAAACGAGGCUCUGGGUUGAAGGAAGCUGUCGUCACACAACACGUAAGUGCCUUCAUGUAGCUGCAGAUCAAGUUUAAAUCUCAAACUGGAAACAGUCGCGGUUUUUUGCAGGGAUUUUAUAUUGAUGACAUGAUCCAGGUCAGAAUCUGCUCGACUUCAUUCAGGAUCUAUUGAAAUUCUUCCCUGUACCUGGACUUCCUGGCGGCGGUGGUGGUGGUGGUGGUUCUCUGUAUGAAGCAGCUCCACAUAAUAUAAUGCAGAUUGGAUUGCCGGCUCUUAUACAUCCACCUAUUGAUUCCACUCCUGCACCGACUGGAAUUGAUUUGCAGGCCACUGUGGCUCUCGUCAUGAUUGCCUGGCUAAUUAUGAACCCCACAAUCUGCCUCAACAGGGGGAGGAGGGGGGGGGGGGAAGGAAAAGUUACAGAGUGGAGAUGAUUAAAAGAGAGGUACCAUUUUUAUAACUGUUUCCAUGGCAGCGUUAUA